Molecule: messenger RNA, 6490 nt
Organism: Hippocampus zosterae (dwarf seahorse)
Lineage: Eukaryota; Metazoa; Chordata; Actinopteri; Syngnathiformes; Syngnathidae
Exons: 2
Coding region: 253-2559 (768 amino acids)
Biological process (GO): regulation of DNA-templated transcription
Molecular function (GO): DNA-binding transcription factor activity, RNA polymerase II-specific; RNA polymerase II cis-regulatory region sequence-specific DNA binding
Source: RefSeq, a predicted model, not a curated record
AAGGUAUUGGAACGUUUCCGGAAUAAUUUAGCAUGCCAGCUCACGCAAACCAAAUAGGGGACUGACUCGCUCAAUAAGAAUCUUUUUUGUUCACAUCCAGCUCAAAACAAUAAUCACUAUUUUUCCGCUAACGUGUUUACAAAACACUGCACAAAGUGGCACCAGAAAGAGGAGACAUGUGGACGCUGGUGUGAAGCUGCGGAAGUGGGGGGCGCUGCUGCUGCCAGGUGACCAGUCAUCAUAUAUAUAUAGAUGAAGCCUGUCAAGUGUCGGAGCUUUCCUUCCAGCAUGAACACCAGACAACCACAUGGUUACUUGGUUCGUACACCGAGAUUUCUUGACACUAUGCAUUGUGGCAAGUGUGGAUUUGCUACGUCGGAUGUGGAAUUAUUCAAAAGGCACAUGCUUGACCACACUGGGUCCAAACUGUGCUGUAUUUACUGCGAAAAAGCCGUAUUGAACAAGGCAGAGCUAAACGCUCACCUGGAGGAACACAUCAAGUCGACUCUCUCAUGCCCGCACUGUGGACAGCGCUACAUGCGGAAGAUGAACCUUUUAAAACACAUUGAGUACGUGCAUAGUAAAAACAUUAGUCAAGCACGCAAAAAGGUUGGUGGUAGCAAAGAUCCCCUGGUCUCCAAUGCCUUCCCAAGUGUACAGAGUGCUGUGCACUCAAUGCGACCACCAGUUCGAGUAAAUGUGCCAGCCCCCAGCACACCCAGUGUCAGUCUUGUUAAAGACGGACAGAAAGGUAGAACGAUGAACACGAUGCUUCCUAUUUCUUCAAAAGUUGUUCCAGAUAGUGUUGUUCAUCACAACAGGGCGUUAACAGUGUCACUCCCAGAGGAAAUAAGUAUACCUGCUGGGUGCUUGGUUGAACUUGUGGAAGUAAAAACCGUCAAUGGGUCAAAGGAGCUAAAGCUGAGGCUGGUGUCACAACAAGAAAACGAGGCCGGAAUGAAAGACACAAGAACAACAGUUCAACAAAAUCUCACAGCGGGCAAGACUUUAGCGUCCAAAUUUAACCCCUCAAAUGCAGUAAAGUCACCAAAUAUGGGAAUGUGCAUGGUGAACAGAAAGCUGUUGGAAACAAAGAUGGCGGCUCAGCAAUGCUCUGCUGUUAAACCUGUCAGCGCGUCUAAAAGCCUGAUGUCAAAUCAAGCAAGCAAAGUGAAACUCACACUAAAAAGGACGCCAGAGGAAGUCAUUAACUUAGACAGUCCGACCAAGGUCUCCAAAACUGUCUGCAAUCCUGUGCGAGAAAGAAAUGAAAUUGUAUCGACGUGGAGCGAACUUGUCCAUGAUCGAGCGAAAGCAACCAACGUUCUUUUGACCCAUGAGACACGAAUGCUGACCUCUCACCUGCAGUCGGUAAUAAUGGGUUCAUCUGCAUAUCAACAGAUAACUGAUCAAAGUCUCAAAAGUAUUCCAGAUCAGUGCAAGAGUAUUCACCCCUCAAAGGCAGACAAAAUAGGACGUUCUGUCCUCGACAGACUCACCACUGUUAAAUCUGAAUCCGGCAUGGAUUACCUGAAGGAUACCACUGGCUCCAAAGUCAAGGAUACCCCUACAGUCAUGAACACUCCAGCAGGUGUCAACCAGCAAGGUCACAAACCCAUUUCCUUGAAUGUCCCUUCAGGUGCAGCUGUCCGAGUGACCUCUUCAAAGGUCAAUCUUUGUCAGGACAGCGAUACUUCUCGUUUAUCUUUUCCCGGUACUGCCACAGGGCAGAGGACGGUCCAUGCGUCCCCAUCACUCAAUAUGCCCUUGGUGCCUCAGGGUGCCCGCCCAAGGAAGGAGCUGUCUGAGAGAGACACACCAAAGCCUGAAGGCUUCCCAGUCAUCUCCUCUGUGUUUUCCCUGAGCGAACAACAAGGAAAUGCUGAGGGCACCAUGCAGCCACUGGUCAUGGCACUGCGGGGCAUUGUGAUGGACAAAAGCAGCACAACUGAGAAGGUGACGCCAAAUGUAAACCGGACAUGCGGAUCCGUGAAAGUAGAAAGCAAAAUCGAACUUAUUCAGCAACAGCCAUCCAACACGGUGGCGAAAUUGGACAAGGAUGAUGUCAUGGUGGAGAAAACCAGCUCGACGCAGACGGACAAUUGCAGCCACGACCCGGCCUUGAAAUCCGAAAAUGCCGAGCCUGUUUCUGACAACGUGUCAGACGUGUCUGCAUUUGAUGUAAAUCGUCAGUAUGACAUCUCCAAAUUUUUGACUGUCUCGUUGACAAGAGUGGACGAACGCGGCAUAUGGAUGAACACCGAGAAGGGACCUGAACCCCCAGCUCCUCAAUGUGACACUCCGAUACCUGUCCGUGAUGCCGGACGGUUGAUGCCACUCAAGGUGGAGCAGCUGGUGACGUGGCCGCGCCCAAACCAACCCGUGGUGGUGCUCAAUCACCCGAAGCCACGGGUCCCAAUGCAAGAACCGGUCAAUGCUGUCGCAAACACUGGAAUCCCCGAAAAGGCCCCAAAGUGCCAAAUUUUAAGGAUGAGGCUUUGCAAAGUGAUGGGGCAGAAAUAUGAGGUUACAGGCUGCACUGUCAGGUUCUUCCAAUGACGUGUUCACAGCAUUAACUUUAGAUAAGUCUUAACGUCCGUUGGUCAGAAUUUGUGAUAUUAGAAAAAGGGACUGAAUAAAAUCAUUUUCCCACGAUUAAUGUGAUGUCUGACCUGUAAAACUCAAUUGUUUAAAAAAAAUCUUCUUUUGAGGGAAAUUAACAAAAGUGAAACGGUGCCAUCGUGCACAUCUUUAUCAGAUUAAGAUAUCCUUUAUUUGUCCCACACUGGGGAAAUUUACAACGGUGUGUUGCCUUCAUAAUUACGGAUCACAUUGAAACUCAUGUAAAAUGGGAGCCAGCCCUCACAUGACACCGUUCAAAGUGACUCACUAACCAAAAAAACAUGUUCAGAUGUUGUACAGCUGUUUAAGCUACCUGUACAUCGCAAGCCCCUUGAAAAACUAUCAUCUCAUAUCUGCUCACGUUUAAACAGGUUCUAGAGCACGGGUGGCCAACCAGUCAGAGACUAAGAGCCAAUUUUUUUACUGUGUUACUGCAAAGAGCCACAUCAUACAUACCCUUCCUCGCGGACACACACACACACACACACACACACAAGCACACACACUUUUUUGCUCAAAGAUAGACUUUUGAAGUGAUCAACAUUCCCACGAUCGACCCAAUCGUGCAGGUUCAAGCAUACACAUACCCUCUAUCCAUUCUGCUCACGUGAUUGGUUACUAGUUUCUUAUUUGAUUUUGUUGAAGCUCAUCUGUUGGUUGGUUGGUUGUUGCGUCACGUCACUGCAAAGACUGAGAAACAUUUCAUCACAUCAAACACAUUUGAUAUUCUAAAGCAGCCAAGUCUUGUGCUGUUAGAUGCGAUUUCAAUAAUGUCAGGAAAAGUCUGAGAACAGCUGAAAUUUAUUGGGGGUUUAUCCCAGGCACUUUAAAUGGUGGCAGAUCUGUGCUGACUCGCAUUUAUCAUGAAUUGGAAAGUGAUUGGAACACAGCCACAGGUAUAAGAGGGUGUGCAAACUUGUGCAACCUCAUCUCAAUUGAUUGUUUUUCCUCUCCCUUAUCUAAAAGCUUUCAAGGAUGUUUUCAAUGGAGUUGUACAGGUUGUUGUGCACAUUAAUGGUCGACAAAAGCUUUGAAAUGAUUUACCAUGAUCCCGUUGCUGUAUCGCCACAAACCUGUGGUAUUUCAACAUGGUUGUGUAAACUUUUUAUAUCCACUGUUUUCAUGGGAACUGUACAUAUGUGCAAAGUGUUGCAAUGAAGAUUUUCAGUUAAUAUUUUAUAACAGAAAAUGAUGACAUUUUUGUUUCCUUGACUGCUGAAUGAUUUUUCUUCACAGUCUGCCUCCAGGUUUCUGUUUGGAAAACAGUUUUUGUAACUGGCAACAAUGAGAAGUACAUACAGUACUCCGAAUCUUUUCUAGUAGCAAAUAUACCAUAAUUGUAACAUUUGUUUGGGAUGAAUGAAUGAUGCGCAACAUUGGGAAAGUAAUACAUUCUGACGGACAUCCACAUGCCAGUGACUUUUUUUGGUUUUCGUUUUUUGUAGUUUUCACUACGGUUUGGAAUGAUCCAGAUCCUUGCUCAAUCUACAAAAAUCGAAUUCCACACGUCUUUAUUAUUUAUUGAUUUUUAUCCAUAGAGUGUUAAGAAUUGUCAACCCUCCAGAUCGAAACUUUGCAAUUGACCUCUGCCACUAGUAAACAAAAGAAAGAAAUGAAUGUCUGUUUUUGUCUAUGGUGUACCAGUCCCAAUUUGAGAGAAGACUGCCACAGCAUGUCAUGUACAAACAGUUCUUAGAAAGAUCCUUCCAGAGUUGUUGAUUUUUAAAUACACCUAGCCCUCCUGAUAUUUUCUGCACAUUUAAGGUCAGAAAGAACCAUGAUUUACGUAUGUCAAUAAAAACUGUUAUACAGCAAAUCUGAUGUGUUUUGAGCCAUAUCAUGAACAAUAAUGCUGCAAGCACAAACGAUUCAGCAGGCCCAUCUCUCACCUGACAGUAAUAAUUUAAAUGUAACUUCACACUAAUAGAACCUAAACUUUUUUAUCAUGUUGUUUUUGGGACGCUUCUUCUGUACAGUUUCAAAGUUGGUAAAUUUACCGUGUCGAUGUCAAAAAUCUGUACUUCCCCGUCUGACACUACUUUCCCAUCUGGUUCGCGAAUAACAUGUUGAUAUCAACACUGUGAAUACAGUUAUAAAAUACAUAAGCAUGAUUGUACUUAGCAAAGCUGAUCGUGCGUGUGUGUGUGUGUGUGUGUGUGUGUGUGUGUGUGUGUGUGUGUGUGUGCGCGUGCUAAACCAACCACAUUAUUACUUCUUUCACAUGUAAUGACAGGCUUAACCACCUAUUACCUCAAAACACAUAAAACAUACCGGUAACUAUAUAGAUAUAUAGAUACAUGCUUCAUGGGCAAAACUCCUUUGAAAUGAAUCAUUUGUUUCUGAAUACACGAGUUAGCUUGGAUAUAUGUAAAUGAUUAAAUGUUACCAUAAUCAACCAUACCAUUACAUUCCUCACACUUGUAUUGAUAAGCACAACCCUUUGUAAUAUUCAAAACACACGACACAUUUGUGAGAAUAUGGUCAUGGGCUAAAACCCUCUAAAGAUAAGAAAAGCUGUUUCUGGAUACAUAUGUUGGCAAAAUGAUGAUCUCUAGUGUCUAAUUCUGAAAUUAUCAUUCUAAUUGUCGACUGUGGUUCUCUCCUUUUCUCUCUAGUGGUUCAACGUAAAAUGACUAUUCAAAGGCACUCUCUGGUUCCCUCGAAAGGUGAAACUGUUGUCCCUUAUUUUGAAAGUCUAAAUCAAGUACUGUAGAGCUAGUGGUUAAACUUAAUCUAGAAGGGCCUAAAUCAAGGACGAUGAACUCUCAUGUUUGAACUUUUAGAAUUGCAAAUAUUCUUGCCAAUUAUAAGUGUUCGUUUUCCACCCCAGAGUUGUUUUCUCUUGCGUUAUGUCACCACUCCACUUGUCACCUUUAUAUCUGUUAUAUCAGUUUGUUUAUUAUUUUUUUUCUUAUAUUGAGGUUUUGAAAGCCUUGUCUUCAGAAAUUAAAUCAUUUGUGAAUGUUAGUGUAAAUACUAAAUAAACAUUUCUUUGAUACUUUUUUUUUUUGAAAAGGAUCCACCACUGGCUUUGUUUUUAGGAUGAACAUUUCAAGUUAGAUUUCUUGACCAAGAAUGGCACUGAUAGAUGUGUCGGCGGGAGGAGAAUAUUAGGAAUGCUGUUCUGGAAAGUAUUUAUUAAUAUGUGUGUCCUGGAUGUAUAUUUAAUGUAAUACCAAUGUGAUGAUUGAUUGAUUUUGUUGACUAAGAAGUGACCAUGCUUAAAAAUCAUUUCAGCUUUCAGUUCAUCUACGUGUGCGUGUGUGUGUGCGUGUGCGUGUGUGUGUGUGCGCGCUUGCGUGCUUUCAAUUAACAUAUCCUAAUGAUUUUCUUUUUAUUUGUACAGUAUAGGCACUGACUUGGCAACAGUGUUAGGUACACCUUCCGAUACAAGUCAAAAGAAUCUGCCACAUUAUCCAGAUUUGUACCAAUAGGGGUCAUCCUUGGCCCAUGAGCCACCGAUCUUCAUAGUUCAAUGGAAAUAGAAGAUUCUGCUUUAUUUUGAAUGACGAUGUCCGACAGGUGUUAAUCUAACAAUUUUGUAUACCGGUUGUCGUUUCCAGGUGUGCCUAAUAAAAGUGCCCAUUAAGUGUCAUUAAAGAUAAAAGACAACUUCAAAUUCUCCUGAUUACUUUUGUCCUUGCAGAAAAAAAAUUCUUAAGCACUGUAACAGUGUUGUGACAAAACUGCCAAGCUGUCAUGACUGAAGAAAAAGAAAAGUUGAACCGUUUUUCAAAUUCUUUUUAAGUGUUUUCAUAAUUUUCCAUUUUUGUUGCUCAUUGUUCCCUAUCGUGUUUGUUUGUUUUUACUUCUUGUUUUUAUAUUACUCUCUUGUAUUAAAACGGUGAUCAUGAUGAUCACAAGCAGA